AUGUCCUCUCGCAAGGCUCAGAAACCUCUUCCCAAAUUCGAAAUUGGCGAUGAUUACCAGCUUCUCCAUGCUAUCGGAGAAGGAGCGUAUGGUACCGUGGCUUCAGCUCUUCACAAACCUACAGGCCGGCAGGUCGCGAUCAAGAAGAUUCUACCUUUCGAUCAUACCUUGUUUUGUCUUCGCACUCUCCGUGAACUAAAGCUACUAAAGUUCUUCACUGAAACAUGUCUCAACGAAAACAUAAUAUCGGUAAUCGACAUCAUCAAACCUACCUCCCUGGAUUCCUUCAAAGAGAUAUAUUUCAUCCAGGAAUUGAUGCAAACGGAUCUCCAUAGGGUUAUUCGAACUCAACAUCUUACAGAUGAUCAUUGCCAGUACUUUGUAUACCAAACGCUAAGAGCCCUCAAAUCUAUCCACAGCGCCGACAUCGUUCACCGUGACCUGAAACCAGCGAACCUACUCCUGAACGCAAACUGCGAUUUGAAAGUUUGUGACUUUGGACUAGCUAGAAGCGUCAAAACCAGCGUUACCGGAGGAAAAGAACAGGGCCUAAUGACGGAGUAUGUAGCGACUCGGUGGUACAGGGCGCCGGAGAUCAUGCUGUCAUUCAAGAUGUACACCAAGGCAAUUGAUAUCUGGGCUAUUGGCUGUAUUCUAGCAGAAUUAUUGACCGGUCGACCACUUUUCCCCGGCCGAGACUAUAGUCAUCAGCUUGAUCUUAUCCUGGACGUGAUCGGUACACCCAGUUUAGAUGAAUUCUAUGCCAUAACAUCUCGCCGUUCACGAGAUUAUAUCCGCGCUUUGCCUAUCCGAAAGCGGAGGCCGUUUCCGACUUUGUUCCCUCAUGCAUCCAAAGAGGCCAUCGAUUUCUUGUCCAAGACCUUGACCUUUGAUCCGAAGAGGCGGUUGACUGUUGAUGAAGCACUGGAACAUCCAUAUCUUGCUUCAUACAUCCUGACAGCUGUUCCCAAGCAUGAUCCUGAUGACGAGCCGGUAGUAACGCCACUGAGUCCUUCAUACUUUGCCUUUGAUCUGCACAAGGACGAUCUGACAAAAGACCAACUAAAAGAGCUACUUUACCAAGAGGUCAUGUCCUUCGUACCUUCCAUCUAG
This is a messenger RNA of Desarmillaria tabescens, 1113 nucleotides long. RefSeq names its product CMGC/MAPK protein kinase. Gene Ontology annotation, cellular component: cytoplasm; nucleus. The transcript is spliced from 10 exons. Gene Ontology annotation, molecular function: MAP kinase activity; ATP binding. The coding region runs from base 1 to 1113 and encodes 370 amino acids. The record is from RefSeq and is a predicted model, not a curated record. Gene Ontology annotation, biological process: intracellular signal transduction; protein phosphorylation. NCBI's taxonomy places the organism in Eukaryota, Fungi, Basidiomycota, Agaricomycetes, Agaricales, Physalacriaceae.